CUUCCCUUGAGUCAUGACCCAACCAACUGUACACCCACCAGUCCAUGAGUGAUGAGUCCAUCUAUUUUAAAACCUCAGACUUGGCUUGCGAGCCCAAAACCCGAAGCCAUGUCCUCUGUUCUUCCCGUUCUGUCUCUUUCACGAAUGGUGAGGAGUUCUUCAGUCGACACAAAGCAGAGACUGUCUUACAAUCCCCAUCGCACAUAUCCCCGAAGCUCAGGCACACUCUCUACGGCAGCGCCACCCAUCAUUUCCACCGCGAACAGCCGCCCGGAGAUAUCAAUUUCAGAUAUCCUCAGACGCGAUGCCCCCACUUCGAGUCACGGGAAAUUACCUGAAACGUAUCUUGGGUUUGAGACAUGGUUGCCGAAUCCGCCAAAAGUGGAGAAGCCUCGGUCAGUUUUCAAUGCAGCAUCUCUAGCUUAUAUUGGAGAUAGCAUUUUCGAGAUAUAUGCCCGAAGGCACUUUUUAUUCCCACCAUUGAACAUUGAAGAACACAAUGAUCGUGUGAUGGCAGUAGUUCGUUGUGAGACUCAAAGUGCCAUGUUGCAAAAACUUAUCAAUGACAAUUCCUUAUCAGAAGAAGAAAGGGAAGUGCUUCGCUGGGGAAAAAAUGUUGGUUCUGGGAAAACAAAGACUAAAAAACGUGCUGGCGUUGCUAUUUACAACAAAGCAUCAUCACUUGAAACCCUUAUUGGUUACCUAUACCUGACUAAUAAGAUGCGGCUAGAAGAGAUCAUGCUUAAGUUGGGUUUCUGUACCGGAGCUUCAUCUGAACUUAUUGUGAAGAGCAGACACGGGAAAGGGGAAUAGCGCUAAGGAAAGCUAUUUUCAUAUGGUAAUUUUUCUCGGCGAUUACUGGAGUUUGUGGGUGAUGGAUCGACGCAGGUGACCUGACAACAGGCAAAAUAAGUAUUGAAACCAAGUCAAAUACACAGUGAACUUCUAGUUUUUUCACCAUUUCUCUUCAGUCUUGUUCUUGUUAUUCUUCCUCUCUCUUGUCUUCUUGAUUUGAUUUGUUCAGUCACACCCAUCUAAAAAAUGAAGUGACUUUUUUUACUUCUUUAAGUUGCAUUUUUUUUAGAUCAUGUGGUUCAAUGGAGCUUGUUCAACUUAGAGGAUCCAAUUGCUAGCUAACUUGUGAAAAUUUGAAGGACUUACUUGACUCUUUUUCCAUAAUUGUACUCCGUAUAAUAUUAAAUUUCACAUUGCAUAUUAUUUGAAAUGGAGAUUUCACAGGUUUAGAGAACGAUAGUCAUGAAGUAUCAUCAUGAUGAAUUGCGGUAAGACAUACAGAUUGCGGUGGUACAUCAUGAAGCAGGGUUAGCAGGCGUAGUAUAUGUAGACAACCACAUUGUCUGUUGAGAUUAGAAAGGUUUUUAUCUUACAGCUUGAUGACAAUUACAUUCGCGUAUUUUUGUAAUUUUCAUGGAAGAAUAUUCAUUUCGUAGUUAUGUUUUUUGUCAUUUAGAUUCGAGUAAAGAUUCAGUUUGGUCCUCGAAGUUGCAAAAAAGGGGUCAAAUAAGUCCUUAUAUAGAAGAUUUUGUCCGGACGUGCCAUUUGAGGUGGCUCCCGGUGGAAUUUUUUGAUAAAUUUUUUUGACCAUCUUAUUCAUUAAGUCUAGUUCACUCAUACCAAAUUUCAGCUAAAAAUUCAAUCGGGAAGACAUUCAAAUGAAUUCUUGAAGAUAACUGUGCUUUUAACGGCACAAUUAUCUUCAAAAUUCAUUUGAAUGUCUUCCCGAUUGAUUUUUUAUCUGAAAUUUGGUAUGAGUGAACUAGACUUAAUGAAUAAUAUGUUCAAAAACUUUCAUCAAAAAAUUUCACCGGGAGCCACCUCAAAUGACACGUCCGAACAUAAUCUUCUAUAUAAGGACUUAUUUGACCCCUUUUUUGCAACUUCGAGGACUAAACUGACCCUUAUCCCAUUUAGAUUCUAUUCGGUGUUCAUAUAAUACUCUCUCCAUCUUGAAAAUAA
Molecule: messenger RNA, 1977 nt
Organism: Cuscuta epithymum
Lineage: Eukaryota; Viridiplantae; Streptophyta; Magnoliopsida; Solanales; Convolvulaceae
Source: the annotation of a GenBank genome assembly